AUGGCGCCUGGCCGGAAGUCCCGUCACUUCCGGCUCCGGCGGCUCCCGCGGUCUCACGGCGAGAGGGCGCCCGGCCGGAAGUCCCCUCACUUCCGGCUCCGGCGGCGGCUCCCGCGGUCUCACGGCGAGAGGGCGCCCGGCCGGAAGUCCCCUCACUUCCGGCUCCGACGGCGCUCCUACCGGCCGCUAAGCGGUCCCGGCGCGGGCUGGAGCCUCGGCACAGCACGGGCGCGGGAGAGUGGGGGCGGCCCGGCUUCCCCGGUUCGGAGCGGCCGGGUGUGUCCCCGCCCCGAAAGCCGGCUGACAGCCUGGCGGGAGGGAGAUUUCCGCGCUUGCGCAGCGGAACGCGCGUCCGGUCUCGGCGCGCCGCGAGGCCGGGCUGUGGGGGCGGGGCUCGGAUCCCGGACCCCCUGCGAGUCGGGUCUCUGCGGUGCCGCCCUGCGCGACCGUGGACCGGGCCUUGAAGACGCGCGCGAGCAGGCGGUUGGCUCGUGCGGGACGGCCCCGCGGACACGCGCGCAGCCCGGGGCCGCGGAAGCGUUUGGGGGAGCUUCCGGGGAAGUUCCCGCAGGUUUCACGGCGAGCGGAGGGACCCUCCGGGCGCCGCAGUCCGGUGUUCGAGCGAGCGGGGCGCCUCGGUCCGGAAGCCGGGGCCGGAGCCCUGCACCGCGGUGCGGCGGGGGCGGCGGCGUCGAGUCUGCGCGAACCGGAACCUGCCGGGACCGCGGCCCUGUCCUCGCGGACGAGCGGCCCCGAGCUCCCCGAGCCGCGGGCCGGGCGGAAGCCGUGCAGUCGGCGCUGGGACGGGAGCCCGCCUUCGGCCCAGGGGGCUCGGGGGUAAAGCGGACUUUCCAGUCAGCGCUCAUCCCUUUGUUUCCUCCGCGCCCGACGUGGGGCCCGCCGAGGGCUCCUGGGUACCGGCUCUCCGAGCCAGGGGCAGCCGGACCUGGGCUUCGGGACCGACUUGCUGAGCCCAUGCCCCGGUGGCGUCCAGAUUGCCCUGGGGAGUCCCGGGGCAGAGCAGCUUGGCCUGGCGUGCGCCGUGGCUUCCUUGGAGGUGUCCCGGGUGGGAACCUGGAGGACCGCGGGAGGCGGCUCGCGGCUCGCUGGGGUCGGGCAGGGUGUCUGAGGGAGCCGCCCCCGCAACCGAGGACCCCGUUUCUGCCUCAGCCAGACUCCUUGCUGAUGCCCCGGGGACGCUGGCUGCCGACUUCGGUUUUUGUCCUGGGUGGAGAGGGAAGGAGCCCGUGGGGAGGCGGACAGACUUGGGGGCCAGGUGCCUCCCAAUUAGGGAUCUUGGUUUGGUUCCGUCGGUGAAACUCCAGCUUUGGGGAGGAAACAGAAACGAAGAAGCAUUCAGUUAAUUGGCGAAGCCAACUUCUAGAGCGGGGCCAAUGCGGACAGGUACUCCGGCUCAUUUAGUCACAGUUCUGUUCUGUGUUCUUUCUGAACUUUUGCCCAGGAAGAUGAGGGAUAUUACUUCUGUUCCCCAAGAAGGUCCACGAGGGUAUAUUCUAACUUUUUUUAUUAUUUCUUAAAGAUUUGAUGCAUUUAUAUGAGAGAGUGUGUGUGCACGCAUGCGGACACACAC
Molecule: messenger RNA, 1591 nt
Organism: Neogale vison (American mink)
Lineage: Eukaryota; Metazoa; Chordata; Mammalia; Carnivora; Mustelidae
Product: translation initiation factor IF-2-like
Exons: 4
Coding region: 1-1317 (438 amino acids)
Source: RefSeq, a predicted model, not a curated record